Molecule: messenger RNA, 2203 nt
Organism: Leptopilina heterotoma
Lineage: Eukaryota; Metazoa; Arthropoda; Insecta; Hymenoptera; Figitidae
Exons: 6
Coding region: 245-616 (123 amino acids)
Source: RefSeq, a predicted model, not a curated record
GAGGCGCAUGCCCCGAGCUGUUUUACUGGGCCGAUAGUCAGUCAGCAAAGCCGGGCUCCAGACGACCGAUCAUUACCAGGUAUAAAGUGCCCGGGACACUACCAGUAAAUACAGGGCAAACAAACUAAAUUAGAGGAAUCGUUUGUCAUUAAUCCUUUCAGACUUGAAGGAUGCGAUUAAACAAGCGAAGAAAUCAUCAAAAUUGAAAUUGAGCACUAGGAAGUAAUAAAGUGACAAAAAGAAGAUGACUGGAAGAAUGAAAUUAUCAUUUAGUUCCCCUGUUAACGAAGAAGCAGAUAGACAUUUAGUGAUUGGAUCUUUGGAGCAGCGUAAAGAGGCAUUCAAAGAAGAUGAGGAACUUAUGAAAGAAACGACCAAGUUCAUUACAGAAGUUAUCGAAACAGCUACUACUGAAGCAACUAAAAGGAAACUUGAAAAAGAGAAUGCCAGUGGGAGUGAAGGCAGUAGAUUGAAGGGCAACGAAACCUUAGGCGGCUGGAACAACCGUGCCCGUGGCUUCUGCAAUCGAGUUCUCAAUGCAAUAUUUCCAUGCUUCACCAACAAUGAACUGUUUGCCUGGGCACAAUACCGAUAUCGCUUCUCGAGUAGACCUUAGCCGUCAACAGAUUUCCGGAAGUUUCGUUCAGGCGAAAUGAACACUUGACAUUUUGAAAAUUAGGAGGCAACGAAGAUUCGAUGUUGACUAUUAUUAGGCAAGUGGAUGACUCGAUUCAUUGUCAUAUAUGGGAGAAAACAUCUAAUUUAUUCGAUGCACUUGGCAAUUAAGAUUGCAACAAGAUUACAACGUCAAUUCGAUUGAGCUAUUUUUGCAAAAGAAAAAAAAACUGAAAGCUCGAUUUCCGCAAGGUGAUUAAAAAAAAGAAUGUUAUUGUAAAAAAAAAGAGUUAAAACUAUAUAGGCCAUUUGCGUGUUCGUUUAACAAAAAAGUAUAAAUAACGUAGUCGAAAAUCUAUCUAUUAUUAUUAUAUAUAUUUAAAAACAAAAUAAUUUUUAAGUCCAUAGGACGUUUCCAUAAAACGCUCCAAAAAUGUCACUGUGAUUAAAAAUUGUAACAAAAACAAAAAUUCUUUCAACGAUUGAGAAUUUCGAUUCUGCUGGUACAGAAUCUUUUCUUUUUUAAAUGUAAAAAAAUAUAUUAACAAAUAAUCGUAUUUCUAAUUUUUAUUCGACGAACAAGAAAUUUUUUAUGAACAAAAGGAAGAAGUUUCCUAUAUUGAAAAAUAUUUGCGAAAGUAAAUAAUUCGAUCUGUAAAUAAUCCAUGUAAAAUACAAAAAAUUUUUCGGCAAUGGAACCUCAAUAGAAGAAACAAGAAAGUGAAGAUUGUCAUCGAGUUUAAAUUGUACACGAACAAAGUCUUUGUAUAUAAAAAUUAAAUAAUUUUUAUCUAUUAAAACUUAUAAAAAUUAUAAAAUUCUAAACUAUAAUUUAACGUAAAAAUUUCACACAUUAAAUUAAUAAUAUUAAUUAAUAAAAUACUAAUUGACUGAUUUAAUUUAACCCAAAUUAAUUAUAAAAUCAGAAUACGACCCGAAAAUCUCCUAAAAGUAUUUAAUUCUAUAAACCAAUAUUGUAAAACCAGGAAAAAUUAUUUGCUUGUUGCUAGAAAAAGUAACGUCAACUUUAUAUAAUCGUUUGAGAAAGGAUAACUGGUGGAAAAUAUUGAUUAAUAAAUGGAGCUUUUAAGAACCAGACGCGCACAGACUAUAUAUAAAACAUCUCCUUUGAGAUAAUUUUACAAGUACCUACAAACAUAAAGGGAAAUGUUAGUCAUUGAUGAAAAGUUUUUACAAUUCCCUAACACAUGUAUAUACAUAUAUAUAUAUAACAAUGAGAGUUUUUUUUGCGAAUCGUAUACUAGUUGAAAGAAAAUCAAUAAUUCCGGUAUUUCAAGCUUUAGUCACGAAUGUAGGUACAUUGUUACUGCGGCUCUCUUAUGCCGUCCUAUUUUCGUGAUUUACGCUACUGGCGUGUAAUUUCAUUCUAAUUUGCAUAUAAAUAUAUCACAUCACACUAUUCUGGUCUCAUAACUAAGUGGCUGACCAAUAAACACAUUUUAUCGAUAAUUGAUUAUUUUGUGAACGUGAUUUUAAUUAAUUAUCGCAGUCUAUAAUUAUUAACACUCUUCUGAUGCAAUUUGAUUUUUUAAUUUCAACUUUUAUUGUGCCUAAAAUAAUUUAUUAA